This is a messenger RNA of Pectinophora gossypiella (pink bollworm), 5545 nucleotides long. It is a transcript of the gene ZnT77C, whose product is annotated as zinc transporter 1. Bases 262 to 1356 code for a protein of 364 amino acids. Gene Ontology annotation, cellular component: membrane. Gene Ontology annotation, molecular function: zinc ion transmembrane transporter activity. Gene Ontology annotation, biological process: detoxification of zinc ion; zinc ion transmembrane transport; intracellular zinc ion homeostasis. The record is from RefSeq and is a predicted model, not a curated record. The transcript has 8 exons. Lineage: Eukaryota; Metazoa; Arthropoda; Insecta; Lepidoptera; Gelechiidae.
CGCUGCCGUCAGUGCCGCGAGCGACGCCGGCGCACCAACCCACCUGCCGUCCGCGCACCACUCACCACCAGUGUCGUGACCUGUUUUGGAACUAUAAACAAUACUAUACAGUGCUAUGUGCCUGAAUCGCCACUGCCGGCGAGUGUUUAGAAAACUAUUGUGUUGUGACAAGAAUUGCUUUUACUUUAACUUGUGCGGUUGAGAAGCCAACCGGCGGCUUCGCGUCACUUUUCAAUUCGGAUCAAAGGUAGCAGGCAGAAGAUGGCGAUGAAAGAGUGGCUGCAAUGGCUGCCCCCGCCGCGGUCGUUACUGGCUCUACUGCUAGCGAUUGCGGGGUUCAGUGGCCGGUUGUUCGCGUCUCACGUCACUCACUCGCCGACGCUGCUCGUCGACACCUGUCACUCCCUCUGCAGGCUUGUCGGACUCAUCACUACAGUUCUUGCUUAUAAAUACGAACGAGCAGACGAGAACACGGGCCGCGAGGGCCGCCUGCGCAACACAUUCGGCUGGGCGCGCAUCGAGGUGGUGGGACGACUGUCUGUGCACGUGUUGUUCGCGUCGUUUGCGCUCGCGCUGGUGGUGAACGCGCUGCAGCUGGGCGUACACUCGUCGCACGGGCAGCCGCCCAGGUACCCGCGCAUCAUCGUCGGCUGCGCCGUCAUCGGGUUACUGUUGUACGCCAUUAACUACAUGCUGCUUGCUGGUCGCGAGUUGAGCUACAGCCGGCGCCUGAGCAUGACGGAGGGCGGCGGCGUGAUCCUCAAGACCGGCGCGGGAGAGCCCAUCCUCGCGCAUGCGCCCACCGACAUCGCCAGCAGCCUGUUUGUGAUGGGUGCUGGUUUAACGGCGGAGUGGGAGCCGGUAGCGGCGCGCAUCGCAGACCCCGCGCUCUCGGCCUGCGCCGCCAUUAUUCUGGUCAUAUUCAACUAUCCAUUCAUGCGAUCAGCGGGUCUGGUACUGCUACAGACAGUGCCGGAGGGUCUGGGCGCGUGCGAGCUGCGCGCGGCAGCUCUCAAGGUCCCUGGCGUGGUCGCCAUCCACGAGCUGCACGUCUGGCAACUACAUCGUGAUCGGGUCGUCGCUACUGCUCACGUCGCCUACGGCUCGCAUGAGGAUUAUCGGCGAAGUUCUGGGCUGGUGUGCAAUGUGUUCAAACGUCACGGUAUUGGGUUAGUCACGCUGCAGCCAGAGUUUGCUUUCGCCUCCUUAGUGGGUAAAACAGGAGCAGGAGCAGAGGAAGAAAAGAAGCAACUGGUAGAAUUUGCAAACCUGGCAUGCCCAAGUCCUUGCGCCAAGGAGUGCAUCGCGCCUCGGUGCUGCUUGCCCCCUGGCAAGCCACCCAUCACCCGUGUCUAAGAGUUCCAAGGCCAAAAUACAAAUACGUAUGUUUAUCAAAUUCAAUCAAGGGAAAGAGGAAGACGGGGGGGGGUGCCCCCCCUUCCCUUCCUUUCCUUUUGUAAGAUGAACAUCUUCAAUUAAGGGAAAAUAUCUAAAUAUUAUGACUCGGCGAUGGGUUGCGAAACUGGGGUUGCUGGGUUCUCACUCGCUCCGGCUUGGCAAGAACUACGGGUUCAUCACGGCCGAGUCAGAAUGUUUCGAUCUGUGAGGUUUCCCGAAACACGAGUAAGUGCAAAAACAGAAAACAAUCACGUAUCUUCUCUUCAACUAGUAUCCACGGAACAGCUGAAUGACCAUACAAAAGAUAGUUUAACUUCUUGCCUUAAUUUUACGCUCAAUAUUUUGUGCCACAAAGUGACUUAGAUUAUCGUCUAUUAAAUCCAGUUGAGAUUUGAUCCACCCGCGUUGGUGCCGAUUCUUAAAUACAAACAUAGUUACUAGUUCUAAAAACCAGCUCUAUCUAUUCCUUGGAGUUAUCCACCACUUAUCAUACCUAAAGAACGACACUAUUUCUGAAAGUAGUGCUCUCUCUCUCUUUAUUUAAGAGCUGCGCUCUUGUCGGUGGAGUAAUCGCCAUUCCUCUCUUUUUCCCGCCAAAACCACCUCCUGAUACGACACGACCUGCACCUUCUCUUUUUUUAUUAUUUUUCUUCUUGUGUGCUCUAAAGCUGUCAAAAUAAAAUAACAUUUUCUUCGCGAGAAUCGGCGCCAUAGCAUAGAUAUACUCGUAUAGAAUAGUAAGUAUUACCAAAGAUGUACCAUUCGAGUGUCGCGGCAACGAGGAGGUUUCUAAUCGUAGCGGGUAAUGAUACCCCGCUCCGGCGAGUGAAAGUAAUAAAUAAAAACGGCGUCAAGCCACCACGCUCAGUGCUGUGCCGUUCCCGGGAAUUUUCCCAUUUUGGGAAUGUUCCCUGGUCUUAUCUGCCUAAAGGUUAGCUAAUAAAGCUCUUUUUGCGGCUUUUUCUAUGUGCAGUUUCUGCCUAAAGGUUAGGUAAUAAAGUUCUUUUUACGGCUUUUUGUUGCCGGGAACAUGAAUUUUCCCAUUUUGGGAACCUUUAGGCAGAAACUGCACAUAGAAAAAGCCGCAAAAAGUGCUUUAUUAGCUAACUCUCUCCAUUAAUAAGACUAGAUAAGACAAGAGCACAAGAAAGAACAAUUUGAAAAAGAAAAGCAGCUCUUUACUAUUAAAAAGUUUAUACAACGGGAACAUUCCCACUUUGGGAAAAUUCCCGGGAACGGCACGCCACUGCAUGCUACAUUAUGUCACUACACCGCAUCUCUCAAUGGACAAUUGUUGGGACUAACAGUGCAAUCAGUUAUCUCAAGUUUAUACGUCGGAUAAUGAACGUAUUGUUAAAAUACAAUGGCCUUUAUUUCCGCAAAGACAGCCUUUAUAUGGACAGUUCGAGGCGUGAUACGUAAGUAGCGAAUGAUACAUUAAGUGUGACAUUUAAACUUAUAGUUAGUUACAGUCUAAAUACGUAGUACCUUGUUUAAGCUAAAGCUCACUGCACAUAGAGGCAGCACCGGGUGCGUCCCCAGGGUUGUUUAACAUAAUGGUAUAAGAAAACCAGGUAUACUCAAUGUAGUGUAUUGAUAUUGCUAUCCUUGUCUCGGGCGCAUACGUCAUCUGAAUACAGAGCAAGACAAACAAUCAGUCAAUGCAGGACGGUCUGCCUGUACAGAGUGAUGUGUUGGCGAGCCAAAUCAUGGCAGUAUACAAAAGGUGUACUCUACACUCAAUCCCAUGACAAGCCGCCAUUGCUAGCCCUUUGAUGACGUAAGUGUUACCAUUAAAUUGGUAUCUCCAACAUUCUAAGGACUUUAAUUUUAUUAUUGAAAAUUAAGCGAAUUACUGAGUACAAUUACUAUCACUUGUCACAUAUAUAAAAAACAUUAAAACUGUAAGGAAAUGACUACUACUUAGUAUUAAAUUUCAAAAUUAAAAGCAUCAGUUGUGGGUAAUUUUUUUUUUUACGAAAUGGGAAUGCAGGGUCGGAUGAUGUCAGCUGGGCUAACCUUGAAAUGUUAGCUGUAACUUUUGAGCAUACCAGCCGCGUCUGCAUAACAACCGCGCCGCGGCGCGAAUUAUAUUGAGUGUAUCGACCAACAGCCGUUUGACGUCCAUCUACGUAGAUAGCAUUCGUAUCGUUUAUUGGUCCAAGCGCUCGAUAUAAUUCGCACCGCGCGCGGCGCGUUUGUCAUGCAGAUCCGGGUGGUUUUCUUAUACCAUGGUUUAACACAGGAAUCCGCUGAGAUUCGGCAUGAAACCGUUACCAUCUUUGUGUACUGGGCUUAAGUAUACCAAGGGGGUUAAAAAGGCCACAUAGAAGCAAUUCGUCUAAAAAUCAAUAUACUGCUAAAUUACAUUUGCACAUAUAAAAAUAACUGCGCAAUGCCAACAAAUGACAUAUAGAAAUAUUACUUUUUUAGAUGAUUUGCUUCGAUGUCGUCUUUUUAACCCCCAAGGUACGCAAAUAUAAACAAAUAUUACCGGUAAACUUAACAGCUUAUCCUUCUGUAAUGGAACAACGUAACAAUUGAAAACAGCUCAGAAUGUUUUUUUAAUUGCUCAUUUUUAACACCCGACGUUAUGCGGAGAGGUGUUAUAAGUUUGAUUUCUUUGUCUAUCUGUCUGUUUGUCCGCGCCAUUGUAGCUCCAAAACGGAUCGUGCUAUUUGGUUGCAGUUUUUUUUGUUUGAAAGUUGGUAUUUGCGAGAAGGUUCUUAGACAUGCCUAAAGGAUCCAUGGACUUAUGAUGACCAGGCAGUCAUAGGAAUUCGACAAACAAUGACCGAGUAGCUUUUUCGAAUUGUUUUGAUUGUAAAUAUCUAAGUCACAGCAAAAGGCCUUAGCCAAGUUGCAAACGAUUGUGACAGUUGACAUUUUUUUUUGACAUGACUUACAUUAAAUUUGCCGCAAAUGGCAUUAACUACAUGUCCGGACAAAUGGGCAGCGCUGAGAGCUUUCACCCGGUACCAAAUUUAAGACAACAGGCCUGAGGGUGUCCAGUUGGGCGCGAACCUCGACUCAGGACGUCAUCUGAAAGGAUAAUAUUUGGAAGAAUUAAUCGACCCUAGCGGGUCGAUAGCGAUAGGCGCUGAAUGAGGGAUAUCGUCGACCACGCCGGCGGGGUCUGUCGGACAGUCGACAGUGACAGUAAUAAAAAUGUAUAAUCGUUUGCAACUUGCCUAAGGAACCUGUUUAUACUUAUAGAUAUUAAGUUUAUUAAUGUGUUGAUGUCUUUGUUCAUGUAUACAUACAUAUACCUAAACAACUAUGCUUUCCUUACUAAGACGACGACAACCAGCGACAAGUAAGUAUAGUUAGUGCCCUAUGUAACUUCAUAGAGUAAGGAAUGUUACUAAGAAUAGAACGGCAACUCUCCGCUCCCCACCAGCGGCUGACCUAAGUUUACCUCACCCCAUCGAACGUAGUCUUUAAUCGUAUGGCGUCAGACGUCACACACACAGGUGCGCGUGUACAAUACCGUCGAUGUGUAGUAUUACACAUAAUACGAGGUGUUUUGUAUGAAGUAUCCGGGGUGUGGUUACUUAUGUGUCUGGUCUUAAAAUGGUCAGGGCACUGACUGUACAAACAAUAGAAACUGACUAAGAGCAUUUAAGAUACUUUUAUAAUACUUAAUAGUGUAAUUUCAAAUGCUGCAAACAGUACGUACUCUAUGUACCUAUUACGUGUAUUGAAACGCCCAUGUGAUAUGAGCAUUAAAGUGUUGUAUUUGAAAUUUAGACUCUAUAUAUCGUCGCCUUAUAGAAAAAACCACGUAUACGCCUUUUUGAAAAAUCACUCUACAAUAAUUCAUGUCAAAAAAAGCAUUUGAAAGUGAUUUUUGACGUUUACUAGAUUUUCUCUAUCCCCUGUAGAAAAUCUAGUAAAAAGCAAUAUUGCAAUUUGACAUUUGUGCAUAUAUAAAAGUAAAUGCGCAUUGCAAACAAAUGUCAAAUAGCAAUAUUGCUUUUUUAGAUGAAUUGCUUCGAUGUGGCCUUUUUAACCCCCCAGAUAGCGAAUUGAAUUCAAUUAUUUUCUACCUACAAAAGUGAGUGACAACAUUGUACAAUAGAUUGAAAUAAUAGACAAAGUAUCUUAUCUUAUUUACUUAUAUUUAUUCAAAGAAACAAUUAUAAAA